Molecule: messenger RNA, 1599 nt
Organism: Zasmidium cellare ATCC 36951
Lineage: Eukaryota; Fungi; Ascomycota; Dothideomycetes; Mycosphaerellales; Mycosphaerellaceae
Exons: 9
Coding region: 1-1599 (532 amino acids)
Molecular function (GO): thiamine pyrophosphate binding; carboxy-lyase activity; magnesium ion binding
Source: RefSeq, a predicted model, not a curated record
AUGGCUAAGAUCAAGGUUGGGGACUACCUCUUCCAGCGGCUUGCCCAACUCAACAUCAAGACGGUUUGGGGUGUUCCGGGAGAUUACGAACUCGCUCUUCUGGACCUUAUUGGCGAUGCAGGCAUACGAUUCAGUGGUAAUGCCAACGAGUUGAUUGCUUCCUACGCGGCUGAUGGGUAUUCUCGAUUGAAUGGCGCAGGGGCUCUCGUAACGACUUAUGGUCCAGGCGAGCUGAGCGCUUAUUGCGGACAUGCUGGGGCCUAUGCGGAGUUCUGCCCUGUUGUACACAUCGUUGGCUAUCCAGGCGUUACUGCGAUGAAGAACAAGACGCUCAUGCAUCACUCCCUGGGCACCGGCGAAUUCGACAUGUAUCACGAGAUGAUCAAGCACAUUUCGGCGGACACGACAGUCCUUACAGAAAUCUCGACAGCCGUUGCAGACAUCGACAGAUGCCUAAACAGCAUGCUCUACCACAGUCGGCCUGUGUACAUCGGGGUUCCAGUCGACAUGUCCCAUCGUCUCGUAUCUGCCGACGGCCUGAAGACUCCUCUGCGAACAGAACUACCGCCCAACGAUCAAAAGACAGAGGCGUCUGUCGUCGACCAGAUUUUGCAAAAGCUAGGAAAAUUUUCAUAUCCUGUCAUCAUCGCGGAUGGGAAUGCGGUUCGAGACGGCUGUGUAGCAGCAGAGGACAGGUUGGCGGAAAUCACGGGCUUUCCAUACUUUACGACGUGCAUGGGAAAAGGCGGACCAAAUGAGGAUCUUCCCAACUUCGGUGGUGUAUACCAGGGAGCUGGAAGCACACCAGAUAUCAAAAAGGCUGUCGAGAGUGCCGAUUGCGUCCUGUGGCUGGGAAGUUUCCGGUUGAGAAAAAAGCAUCGAACCGACUUCAACAGCGGCGAGUUUACGGAUAACGUCGCGACGUCCGUGAUCGUUGAUAUGCAGCGCUUCUUCACCAAGGUAGGCGCCCAUAUGGCUGAAACAGGAACUUCGGGUGAGUGGGAGAAUUCUCAGAGUAUGUCUUCUGCAAUUGUGCUGACGGCCAGUAAAGCAUUUGGUGCCGCCGCAACAAAACUUCCCAAAGGAUGUUUGAUGUACAAUCAGACCAUCUUUGGCAGCAUUGGGUAUGCCGGUCCAUCCGCUGCUGGCGCCUUCCAGGCUGCCAAAGAGUCUGGCCGAUUGAAACGUGGCAUCGUGAUCACAGGAGAAGGCAGCCUGCAGUUGACGCCAAUGUGCUUUGCGGAUAUGCUGAAGCUCGAUCAUAAGCCGAUAGUGUUCGUCCUGAACAAUAACGGAUAUACCGUGGAGCGUUUAAUCCACGGGAAAGAUGCAUCUUAUAACACUCUCCCACUGUGGGAUUACGACGCCUUGCGGAAGGUGUUCGGCCCAGCACAUCCAUCCAGGUACUACGGACCUAUCAAGACCCGCGAGCAAUUCGACUCGUUGUUGAAGGAUGAGCAGUUCCAGCGAUCAGAAAUUUUCCAGCUUGUUGAGCUUGUCUUGGACGAACUCGAUGCCCCUCUGUCGGUUCGCCUCGUCACGUCUGCCAUAGAAGAGUUCAACCAGAAGCAUGCUGCUGGAGCUUCCAUGGCCGGUUGA